This is a messenger RNA of Neurospora tetraspora, 2623 nucleotides long. Its product is annotated as pre-mRNA splicing factor ATP-dependent RNA helicase PRP43. Gene Ontology annotation, molecular function: RNA helicase activity; RNA binding; ATP binding. Gene Ontology annotation, cellular component: spliceosomal complex; intracellular anatomical structure. The record is from RefSeq and is a predicted model, not a curated record. The coding region runs from base 220 to 2544 and encodes 774 amino acids. The transcript has 2 exons. Lineage: Eukaryota; Fungi; Ascomycota; Sordariomycetes; Sordariales; Sordariaceae.
UGACAUCAAACAAAAAAAAAGUUGUAGCCUCGCAGACUGGAACUCUUGCCUGCCCACUGCCCUCCACUUUCACUGUUCAUCACUGCCACUGGAGGUGCCAUAAUCGACACUCCGCCUUCCAUUUUCCUAUCGCCGCUUCUCUUUUUCUCCUUCGGUCUUCUUGUUUUGUUUUGUACCCAAACAAGAUAAAAAGGCCUGCUGCCCUCGGUCGGUACUACAAUGGCCAGCCACGACGACAAAGGCGUCAAGAGAUCCAACAUGGAGGACAACGGCCAGGACUCGAAGCGCAUCAAGCGCGCCGAGAAUGGCGAUGCUGCCCCCGAAAAGUACAACCCCUACCUCGCCCAUCUCAACGAGGACGGUAACGGCAACGGCAGCAAUGGCGACUUCGAAUCGCCCCUCGACUCCUUCGAGAGACACAGCACCACCGCCGUCCAGGCCGCCCAGGCUGAGGACUCGGACCUCAACCCGUGGACCGGCCAGCCGCACUCGCAGAGAUACUUCGACAUCCUCAAAGUGAGGCGCGACCUCCCCGUCCACAAGCAGCGCCAGGAGUUCCUCGACAUGUACCACAACACCCAGAUCCUCGUCUUCGUCGGUGAGACGGGUUCCGGAAAGACCACCCAGAUCCCCCAAUACGUCCUCUACGACGAGCUCCCCCACACGAACGGCAAGCUCAUCGCCUGUACCCAGCCCCGAAGAGUGGCGGCCAUGUCGGUCGCCCAGCGUGUCGCGAACGAGUUGGAUGUCGAGCUGGGCCAGGAAGUCGGUUACAGCAUCCGUUUCGAGAACAGGACCGGCCCCAAGACCAUGCUCAAGUACAUGACCGAUGGUCAGCUCCUGCGCGAGUCCAUGCACGACCACGACAUGUCCCGCUACAGCUGCAUCAUUCUCGAUGAAGCCCACGAACGUACCCUCGCGACCGAUAUCCUCAUGGCCCUGCUCAAGCAGAUCGCCGCCCGCCGCAAAGACCUCAAGAUCAUUGUCAUGUCUGCCACCCUCGAUGCCCAAAAGUUCCAGUCCUACUUCUACAACGCCCCAUUGCUCGCCGUCCCCGGUCGUACCUUCCCCGUCGAGAUCUUCUAUACCCCCGAGCCCGAGCGUGACUACCUCGAGGCCGCCGUGCGGACGGUGCUGCAGAUUCACGCCACUGAGCCCGAGGGAGACAUCCUGCUCUUCCUUACUGGUGAGGAGGAGAUUGAGGAUGCUUGCCGGAGAAUCAGCUUGGAGGUGGACGACAUGAUUCGCGAGUCGGAUGCUGGCCCCAUGAAGGUCUACCCUCUCUAUGGUACUCUCCCUCCUGCGCACCAACAGCGCAUUUUCGAAAAGGCCCCCGAGCCCCUGCGCAAGGGUGGCAGGCCUGGUCGCAAGGUCAUUGUCUCGACCAACAUUGCCGAAACGUCCUUGACAAUCGAUGGUAUCGUCUACGUCGUCGACCCCGGUUUCAGCAAGCAAAAGAUUUACAACCCUCGCUCUCGUGUCGAGUCCCUGUUGGUUUCUCCUAUUUCGAAGGCCUCUGCUCAGCAAAGAGCUGGUCGUGCCGGUCGUACACGGCCCGGUAAAUGCUUCCGUCUUUACACCGAGAAGGCUUUCAAGAAGGAGCUUAUUGAGCAAACCUACCCUGAAAUUCUCCGGUCCAAUCUGGCCAACACUGUUUUGGAGUUGAAGAAGCUUGGUGUUGAGGAUUUGGUACAUUUCGAUCUCAUGGACCCUCCUGCGCCCGAGACCAUGAUGCGCGCCCUGGAGGAGCUCAACUACCUCGCCUGCUUGGACGACGAUGGUGAGCUUACGCGCCUUGGUGGUAUGGCCUCCGAGUUCCCGCUCGACCCGGCCCUCGCCGUCAUGCUUAUUUCGUCGCCCGAGUUCUACUGCUCCAACGAGAUCCUUUCCAUCGUGUCCCUCCUCUCGGUCCCCUCGAUAUGGGUGCGCCCCAACAACGCGCGCAAGCGGGCCGACGAGAUGAAGAUGCAGUUCGCCCACCCCGACGGCGACCACCUGACGCUGCUCAACGCCUAUCACGCCUACAAGGGCGCCGAGACCAACGGCGAGGACAUGAAGCGCUGGUGCCACGAGCACUUCCUCUCGCACCGCCACCUGUCGAGCGCCGACAACGUCCGGGCCCAGCUCAAGCGCAUUAUGGAGACGCACGACAUCGACCUGGUCAGCACGCCGUUCCAGGACAAGAACUACUACACCAACAUCCGCCGCGCCCUGCUGGCCGGCUUCUUCAUGCAGGUGGCCAUGCGCGAGAGCAGCAACAGCAAGGUGUACAAGACGGUCAAGGACGACCAGCUCGUCAUGAUCCACCCGAGCACAUCGGUGACGAGCCCGUACGACUGGGUCGUCUACAACGAGUUCGUUCUUACGACUAAGCAGUACGUCAGGACGGUGACCAACAUCCGUCCUGAGUGGCUUCUUGAAAUCGCCCCCGUCUACUACGACCUCGAUACCUUUGAGAAAGGCGAGAUCAAGUCGGCCCUCACUCGUAUCACCGAUAAGGUCAAGAGGAGGCAAGCCAUCAAGGGCAGCGGUAGCGCGCGUUAGUGGCGUUCUAGAGACAGGAAGAGGAAGAAGAAGUCUUCUUCUUCAUCUUUUGCUGCUGCUACUACUACGGUGAGUGGCG